UCUUGUUUUGAUCGUCAUUAAAACAACAAGAAACAUACAACAUUAAAAAUGAAAAUUGUUGCAUUGUUCAUUGUAAUGAUCAUUACAUUGAACAUUGAUUCGAAUAUCGAUUGUUAUGCUUUAUCGGUAUCAUCGAAUGUCAGCCAAAAUCAUGAUGAAAAAUCGAUCGAAAAGAAAGUUAUUUCGAAUAUGUCAAUCAUAGAUGACAUGAUGAAAACAGUAACAAAAUCGAACCUUCUGAAAUCGGAAUAUCAAAAACCAUCGAUAUUGAUCAAUGAUUCUAAUCGAAAAUUGUUUACAAAUCAUUAUAAUCAUUCAUCAAAUGAAACAUUUGAAGAUGAAUAUGAUUAUAUUGGAAUCGGUAAUCUAACUAUACCUGAAGAAUUUCUUUCACCCAAAUCAAAAGGGUUUUGGGGUUGGAUCAAAAAAACAUGGAAUCGACUAACCGGUAAAGAUAAAAAAGUUGUAACAACAACAACAACAACAACGCAAAAGCCGACAACGACAACAACAACAAUGAAAAAACCGACAACAACAACGGAAAAGCCGACAACAACAUCGAAACGAUUCAAUAUUCAAAAGUAUAUAAAAAUUACCAAAGGAAAUUUUGGCCAAAUCAAUAACACAAUCGAUAUAAAAGUAAUAAAAAAAAAAUAAUUAAUGAUUAAUACAUUAUUAUUAUCAUGAUGAUGUUAA
Molecule: messenger RNA, 696 nt
Organism: Dermatophagoides pteronyssinus (European house dust mite)
Lineage: Eukaryota; Metazoa; Arthropoda; Arachnida; Sarcoptiformes; Pyroglyphidae
Source: RefSeq, a predicted model, not a curated record